CACUGAGAGUGCGGGGAGAGUAGAUGCCCAGGAUUGGAGGGAGGGAGAAAAUGUAGAAUCUUACAGCACACGAACAGGCCCCUCGACCUACUACGUUUGUGCUGCCCAUCACAUCCAAGUUUGGACUCCUCUCUUGUCUUGUGAGGGUCUCUGUCCCCAACAGUCCCUACUCACUGGUUCCAAUAACCCCGUGGGUCCUCUGUAAACCUCCAGCCUCUCGACCUUUCUAACUUGUGUUCGGGGAAAGGUUCCUUCUGGUAUGCACUAAAUGGGCCGAAGAGCCUGUUCCGGUGCUGUAGUGCCCCUGGUAACGUUACCCUCCAGCCUUUCCAUUUUAACUUUAUAACUAAAAUGUUUAAAACAGGCAAGAUGCUGGAGAAUCUCCUCCGCAACCCUCACCCAUCCCAUAAAUGAUCAGUUUGACAUCAGAAGAGAGAAGAGGAACAGAGCCAGGCUGUGAGAGAAAAGGAGAUUUUGGGAUUAGUAGAGAGUAAGAGUGGGAGGAGAAAAUACCAGGGCAGGGAGGAAGUAAUCUGAAGUAAGGAGAAAGUGGGAAGGAAAUUUUGGCAAUGGGUGCCAAAUGAUCUGGGGAUCAGGGAAUUGAGUGGAGAUGCUGAGAAGAUUGAGGAGGAAGGUACUAUCAUAAUAUUUAGGAAGUAUUUAGAUUAUCAGCUGAGAUCGAAAUGGGCGACCCAGAUAUCGGGGCCGUGAUGGGUUUCUCAGGGUUUGGAAAGAAAGCCAGGACCUUUGACCUGGAGGCCAUAUUUGAACAGACACGUCGGACGGCCAUUGAGAGGAGCAGAAAAGUGUUGGAGAAGGAGCAGACUGCAGCAGAAUCUCUUCAGUCAACACCCUGCACUGGGAAAUUAAGCACCCCAACCAGGAAAGAGCAUCCUGAAGCCAUUGCUAGGUCACCUGUUGGAGAUGAAAGUGAAAAUGAAGACAGUGAUAGUUCAAGCAGUGAUCUGAUCGGUCCCCCAGUACCUUCCUCAUUAUCUAGAUUGUCAGUCGAGGAGCAAGCGAAUGCUGCAGACCUCCCUACAUCAAGUGACAAACUGCUGGGGGACACGGACGAAGAGGAGGAGGAAGAUGAUGAUGAUGAUGAUGAUAACCCGGUGAAGCGGAUCCCAGACUCGCAUGAAAUCACGCUGAUCCAUGGCAAAAAAACGGUUUCUGCACUGGGACUGGACCCAUCGGGUGCCCGCCUUGUCACAGGAGGUUAUGAUUACGAGGUGAAACUCUGGGACUUUGCAGGAAUGGAUGCUUCACUACAGGCCUUCAGGUCACUACAGCCCUGCGAAUGUCACCAGAUUAAAUCGUUGCAGUACAGUGCAACAGGAGACGUAAUUCUUUGUGUGGCUGGCAGUGCCCAGGCCAAGGUGCUGGACCGUGAUGGCUUCCAGGUGAUGGAGUGUGCGAAAGGAGACCAGUACAUUGUUGACCAAGCUAAGACCAAGGGACAUACAGCUAUGCUGAAUGGUGGUGCCUGGCAUCCGAAAAUUAAGGAGGAAUUCGUGACAUGCUCAAAUGAUGGGACUGUGAGGACUUGGGACAUGAACAAUGAGAAGAAACACAAGAAUGUUUUUAAACCACGAACUGCACAAGGAAAGCGAAGUAUUCCCACCACCUGUGCAUAUAGCAGAGACGGCAAAUUGAUUGCUGCUGCAUGUCAGGAUGGCUCCAUUCAGAUCUGGGAUCGCAACAUGAAUGUUCAUACAAAGUUUCACAACCGACAGGCGCAUGUUCCUGGCAGUGACACAUCUUGCCUUAGCUUUUCGUAUGAUGGGACUACUUUGGCAUCACGUGGUGGAGAUGACACCAUAAAAACUUGGGAUAUGAGGAAUUUCCGGAAUCCUCUGAAUGUGGCAACUGAUCUCCCAAACAUCUUUCCAAUGACAGAUUGCUGCUUCAGCCCUGAUGAUAAACUGCUGGUAACAGGGACAUCUGUGCGGAAGGGACAGGGAAGCGGUAAACUACUGUUUUUCAAUCGAGAAACCUUUCAGAGGCUUUAUGAGAUCGAGGUCACUGACGCAAGUGUCAUUCGUUGUUUGUGGCAUCCAAAACUGAACCAGAUCAUGGUGGGAACAGGAAAUGGACUGGCAAAGGUCUAUUAUCAUCCAGUGAAAAGUCAAAGAGGAGCUAAGCUCUGUGUCGUGAAAACAAAGAGAAAAGCAAAGCAGAGUCAAACUGUCACACAAGAUUACAUCAUUACACCACAUGCUUUGCCUAUGUUCCGGGAGCCGAGGCAGAAGAGCACGAGGAAGCAGUUGGAAAAAGAUCGCCUUGAUCCUGUAAAAUCCCACAAGCCUGAACCUCCGGUAUCUGGUCCAGGGCGUGGUGGACGAGUUGGGACUCAUGGUGGUACAUUAUCGUCAUUCAUUGUGAAGAAUAUUGCCCUGGAUAAAACAGAUGACAGUAACCCUCGUGAAGCUAUCUUGCGUCAUGCAAAAGAUGCUGAACAGAACCCUUACUGGGUGGCUCCUGCCUAUGUUAAGACGCAGCCACAUGCAGUGUUUGCAGACGUGGAGUCCGAGGAGGAGCUGGAUGAUGAUGAGCCCGAGUGGAAGAAACGGAAAUUGUGAGCAGGCUGUCCUUGAACAUGUGAUCCUGAGCAGCUUCACCUGUUCAUCGUGUUGUAACGGUCGAUGAGGGAGAUUGUGUGAGAAGCGUGCAGCAGGUGUGGGGUUUUCAGGGCAGGUAGUGGAGUAUUUCCAGCUGACCAAACAACAUGGUCUCUAUUCAGUGUUUUACCUUAUAACUUCAGUUAAUUAAACCUGUGCUGAUGCAA
This is a messenger RNA of Mobula hypostoma (lesser devil ray), 2788 nucleotides long. Its product is annotated as WD repeat-containing protein 70. The coding region runs from base 684 to 2582 and encodes 632 amino acids. Gene Ontology annotation, cellular component: site of double-strand break; nucleus. Gene Ontology annotation, molecular function: protein binding. The transcript is spliced from 18 exons. The record is from RefSeq and is a predicted model, not a curated record. NCBI's taxonomy places the organism in Eukaryota, Metazoa, Chordata, Chondrichthyes, Myliobatiformes, Myliobatidae.